Ananas comosus (pineapple) is the source of this 2541-nucleotide messenger RNA. RefSeq names its product putative U-box domain-containing protein 50. Gene Ontology annotation, molecular function: ubiquitin-protein transferase activity. The transcript is spliced from 12 exons. NCBI's taxonomy places the organism in Eukaryota, Viridiplantae, Streptophyta, Magnoliopsida, Poales, Bromeliaceae. Bases 1 to 2541 code for a protein of 846 amino acids. Gene Ontology annotation, biological process: protein ubiquitination. The record is from RefSeq and is a predicted model, not a curated record.
AUGGCGUUCUGCGUUGCUGCUCCGAUCGGCCUUCCACUGCUGCGGAUUCGGCGGCUGUCCACGCCGGUGCCGAUGACGUCUAACCGCCUCGUCACGCCCCUCGCCGCUCCCCCGGACAAGAUUAGUAUUUCAGGAAUUUCGGGUUGUGUGAGUUAUGCAAUGCCGAGAUUGACAUCGUGCGCUGCAGCCGACGCCGAACAUAUUCCUCCAGCACGCGCAGAUAAGAAAGCUUUUAUUUGGGUGGCAGAUAAGAAAGAUUUAUUACUUAUAGCAAAGGGGCUUCUGGAUUUGGGGUAUGAGAUCUUCAGUUCGGACGGCACUGUUCAGAUUCUGCAGGAACAUAAUAUUCCUGUUACUGUUAUUUCUCUCGUGGAAUUUUUUAGACUGAGGAAAGGUAAAAACUCUGUCACCGUAGUCGAUCCGGAGGACUACACGAAAAUACUGGAAAUACUUCAGUACAUCGAUGCGAACGGAGAAAACACUGAGACAAAGAUUACUCGUACCAAGCUGAAGAUGAAGGAAGAAGAGCAUAUUGCGCGAAAAAUUCCAGCUAGUUCACUGAAUGAUGAGAAGUCAAAGGAGUAUAAGCUAAGGGAGAAGAGAGUGGACAAGUUAUUGCUCACAUACACUGAAUUCUGCUCAAGAAAGGUUGAUAAAUGGCGAAAAAGUGUCCUAAAUUACACAAAUAAGCACAGGCCAAAUUUUUGCUACUUGUUCAUAGUGUAUGGGGGAAAGCUAGUUCCCCUUAGAAAGGAGAAAGAGAUCAGAGACAUGAACAUGGUGGGUGGCACUGAUGGUGGCAUCGGCGAAACAUCGCAAAGUUCUCUUCCACAAUCCUGUGCCAAAACGGCGAAAGAGACUAGAUUGGAAAAUCAGUUAGAAGAAAUUGAGGAGUAUGUUAAAUGCUUGCAGGCUUCAGAUAUUCAAGAAUGCGAAGAAGAUGGCGGCGAGGUGCUGAUUGUUAGUUCUAAAAAGCAAGACAAACUCGAGAAAUCGAUAGCUGACAUGGUCAAUGUGACAGCAGAUAGUAUUAGGACUUUGAGAGAAAAAAUUGUGGAAGCUAAGAAGAUGGUAGAGGAAAAGAAGAUGGAAGUGAAAGACCAUGUUGAGAGAAGCAGCAAAGCUGAAGGGGUAAUCUCUCUUUGCAAUCAAAAGGCGGCGGAGAUUGAAGAUAGUUUGAAAGAAGACAAGGCCAAGCAAGCCCGAUUAACCGAGGAGCUCGAAAGAGCGAGAGAACAACGCGCGAAACUCACCGAAGAAGUAAAAGAGAGCAAGGGCGAGCUAAGUUCGAUUCGCAAGCUCGACGACGGGCUCGUGACCGAGCUCAAUGCGAAGAAAUUGGAUCAGUCACGGAUCGAGGAUCGCUUCAAGAAGGCGGAGAGCGCGAGAGCCGACUUAACGGCAAAAAUCAAGAAGGUUCAAAGCCAAAGAGACAAGUUACAUCAAAGGAUCCGGAAGUACAAGGAGCAAGAGUUGAUUGAAGAUAGCUUUACUUGCAGUUUCCGCGAGUUCAGCGCCGACGAGAUAAGCGAAGCGACCAAGAACUUCUCGGAGCGAAUGGUGAUAAGGACCGACACGGAGGGCACAACCUAUAAGGCGAAAAUCGGGACUUUAAAUGUUGUAGUUGAAUUCAAAAACGAGCUUUCCAUGCUAUCCGAAGAGGAAUUCAAGGCUCAGUGCCUCACUUCUUGUCAAAGUUACAAACUACAUAACCAAAAUGUUCGGAGUGGCGGUGUUGUUACAAUCACUCCGCAUACAAAGCCGACUUUAGUAUAUAUGUUUAUAUAUGUUUCUCAUCAAUUGUGGCAGGUAGAGUGGUUGUGCCGGAUCCGGCACCCCCACAUCCUGGCUGUGAUAGGCGCCUGCGUCGACCGCCGGUGCAUCCUCUUCGAAUACACGCCGCCUGGUGCCACCCUACGCGACGGACUCUUCGUCCCUCCCCGUCGGGCUGAAGAAGCUCCCCGACUUCCGUGGCACCACCGGAUCCGGAUCGCCGCAGAGGUUGCCUCCUCCCCCGCCGCCCCUCCGACGCCACCGCCUCCGAUAAUGCCGCCAUGGAAUGUAAGAGUAGAUAGUGAUGAAGAGGUCAACAUACGUAGAGUGAAGGAAGCUCUGGCCGGCGGCGGAGAUGGAGACGUGACAGCGGUUGCCGAUCGGACGGCGGGGGAAUGGCCGAGGGAUCUGGCGGUGGAGUUUGCGACGGUAGGAUUGGUGUGGACGGUGGCGCCCAAUAUAACGAGGGUGCUGCAGGAUUUGAAGAGAAGGGCAAAGAAGAGGAUGGAUCAGGAGAGAGAAAGAGGAGGGAGCUGCAGGGAGAGACACGUGGACGUGCCAAGUGUCUUCAUUUGUCCAAUAUUUCAGGAGGUGAUGAAAGAGCCCCACGUGGCAGCGGAUGGAUUCUCGUACGAGUUAGAAGCAAUAAAAGAGUGGUUGGAUGGAGGCCACGACACCUCUCCCAUGACCAACCUGAGGCUACAGAACAAGCGCCUCACACCAAAUCAUGCUCUCAGGUCCCUCAUCAACAAUUGGCAACAAAAUUAA